Messenger RNA from Perkinsus marinus ATCC 50983, 345 nucleotides. RefSeq lists its product as hypothetical. Bases 1 to 345 code for a protein of 114 amino acids. Gene Ontology annotation, cellular component: proteasome activator complex; cytoplasm; nucleoplasm. The transcript has 5 exons. The record is from RefSeq and is a predicted model, not a curated record. NCBI's taxonomy places the organism in Eukaryota, Perkinsozoa, Perkinsida, Perkinsidae. Gene Ontology annotation, molecular function: endopeptidase activator activity. Gene Ontology annotation, biological process: positive regulation of endopeptidase activity; regulation of G1/S transition of mitotic cell cycle; regulation of proteasomal protein catabolic process.
AUGCACGUCCCGAAGGAAGAGGAUGGUAACAACUUUGGUGUGGCCGUGCAGGGGCAAUUCUACUCAAAGCUCUCCAAGUACCUCAAGUGGUGCGAUGCCAUUCAAGAUGAGGGGAAGUCGUAUCAUCAUUCCAGGGCAGAUAUUUUACGUCGAAUGGAACUGGACGAAAAACUGGAGUUUCGCGAGACUGUCUGCGAGAAGGAGGAUAAGGUCACGAAGUCUAAGGCGACUAAGACCGUCGCCAACGUGCCGCAUAUGGGAGAUUUAACCUGUUACCUUGCCCGACAUGAUGCUCUCCAAUACUUCACGUUGAAGAACAUAAUGCAAGGCUUAAUCAGCAUGUAA